Molecule: messenger RNA, 10522 nt
Organism: Dreissena polymorpha
Lineage: Eukaryota; Metazoa; Mollusca; Bivalvia; Myida; Dreissenidae
Product: pantothenate kinase 3-like
Exons: 8
Coding region: 258-1406 (382 amino acids)
Biological process (GO): coenzyme A biosynthetic process
Cellular component (GO): cytosol; nucleus
Molecular function (GO): pantothenate kinase activity; ATP binding
Source: RefSeq, a predicted model, not a curated record
UUCCAGUCUAUACCAUGUAAACUUCCGGUAAUAAAAUAGGAUGCGUGAAAUUAGACGGACUUGGAAACAAAACAAAUCGUUUUGUUUCUGUCUGACAUGAUUUAUUUGAACAAAUAUGAAAUUGAUUUCCAUAAUUAAAGUUACUUUUGUUCGAUGAAAUGUCAGAUAUAAGCUAACAUCGUGUGGUUAACAAUUUAAUAAUUUCCGAAUAAAAAAGCAUCCGAAAUAUUUUCCAAUUCAAUUUCGCAACGUACACAAUGGCAAAGGGAAAACCUGAUUAUGAUAACUUGUCACCAACAGGACACAGGAACCCACCAAUGCCAUGGUUUGGCAUGGACAUAGGAGGAACACUUACAAAGUUGGUCUACUUUGAACCCUGUGACCUUGAAACGGCCAAUGAGGAAGAAGCUGAAGCGUUGACGACGAUUCGCAAAUAUCUAACCCGCAACAUCACGUAUGGACAGACUGGCAUUCGAGAUGCGUUUCUAGAAAUGCAGAAACAGACUAUAGGUGGACGAAGUGGUUCGCUUCACUUUAUACGAUUUCCAACAUCAGAAAUGAACUCGUUUAUUGAGCUGGCUAAAGCAAAGAACUUUCCACAUUUGGCCAAGUCUAUAUGUGCAACAGGAGGCGGGGCUUAUAAAUUCGAAGAUGAUUUUAAACAUCAAGUAAAUUUGGAGUUACAUAAAUUCGAUGAACUCGACUGUCUCAUUGAGGGGAUACAUUUCAUAGACAGAAAUAACGAUAAGUGCGAAUGCUAUUACUGGAAAAAUCCUGGAGAUUCAAAGCUCGCAACCAAAGAGAAGUUUGAUUUUAGAAAUCCAUAUCCCUACCUUGUGGUGAAUAUAGGAUCGGGCGUCAGUAUACUUUCUGUUAGGGGACCAGCAGAAUUCCAGCGUGUCAGUGGAACAAGUUUAGGGGGUGGUACAUUCCUGGGUCUGUGCUGUCUGUUGACUGGCUGUGAGACAUUUGAAGAGGCAAUCACUCUAGCAACUGAUGGUGAUUCAACAAAAGUAGACAAGCUUGUUCGCGACAUCUAUGGCGGUGAUUACAACUCAAGCAAGAUAAAACUUCCUGGGGACAUUGUUGCAAGCAGCUUCGGUCAGAUGAAUCUGAAAGAAAGGCGUGAAAAUGCAACACCCCAGGACCUGGCAAGGGCUACUCUUGUAACCAUCACCAAUAAUAUUGGUUCCAUUGCACGGAUGGUUGCAGUCAGGGAGAAAGUAGAACGUGUGGUUUUUGUUGGUAACUUCCUACGCGUGAACACAAUAUCGAUGAAACUCCUCGCGUAUGCCAUGGAUUUCUGGUCACAAGGGGCCAUGAAAGCUCUAUUCUUAGAACACGAGGGUUACUUUGGUGCCAUGGGCUGCCUGAUGGAGUAUAUGAAGCUAGGACAGAAGAUGUGAUAGGAUCACAGUCUAUAUACAUGUACUUGUAAUUGAGACCGAAUGAAUAUGCAAUAUUUACUUGUGGUGUUCAGAGAUUUACUAUGAAGUUAAUGAGGUGCUGAGAGCUCUUCCAAGGGAGGGAACAGACAUUUAUAUAAUCACUCUCAUUCAAAUUAUCACAAGAUAAUGUUUGCAUUCCUAAACAUAAUCCUUCCCAAUAAUUGUAUUCUCCUUACAAAACACCCCCUUCCCCCUAUAAAUAUCACACUUUAGGGCCAGUUGCAAUUAUUCUGCAUCAUUCAGACCUCAACUGGGGUAAACAAUACAAAGUUGGCAGGUAAUUUUCUAAAAUACUUUGCUACCCUCCCCCUGUCAUGUAGCAGUCUGUCUUUUUUUCAUCUGUUGGAAAAUUCCUGUCUCAGCAAUAACUAAGCCAUACAUUGGUGGAUUUUUAAAUAAUAUGGCACAAAUGAGUACCAUUAUUUUCCUUGACACCUUACCUCAAAUGUCAAUGUCGAACUUAAUAGAUCAAGGUUUAAAUUUAGUCAUAAAACAUGUUGGGUAGGGGAUGUUAAUGUUUUGCAAAGAUCUGUUUUUGUCCCCUAUCGGUGAAACAGGAGGGAACUUAUGGUUUGCGCUCUGUGUGUCCGUCAGUCAGUCAGUCACACUUUUCUUGAUCCUGCGAUAACUUAAAAAAAAAAAAUUUCUUCAUAAUUUUUCUCUUGAAACUUGAAACAUGGAUAGAUGGCAAUAUGGAGAUUAUGCACGUCAUUUCAUUUUGUUCCUACGUCAAAAAUUCUGGUUGCUAUGGCAAAAAUAAAAAAAAAAUUAAAAAUCAGACAAUGGUGGAGUUUCACCGGUAGGCGACCAUAUUGCUUGACAAUAGUCUUGUUUUAAACUUUUAUUUUAAAUGUUAUACUAACAGAUUCUUUAAUGGUGGUGUUGAGGUCUCCAUGAAGUAAUAACAUUGAAUCUGAGGAUUAUGUCUGGGGUGAUUUUGUCAGGUUGCCUGUGAGGUGAUGGUAUCCAUAAGAUAUCUUAAAGUAACAUAAAUACUCAAAAUCAAUGAAUAUUUCGCAAAAUAUUUCAUAAAAAAAAUCAGUGUUCCUUAUAGCAAUAGCCAUUAAUUAACUGUUUUUUUUCGAAAUAUUGAACAAAAAUAUUCGUUCAUUUUGAGUGUGUAUGGGUUUUUAAGUAAUUACUGCAAUAUUUAAAGUGAAUUGUAAAAUAGUUAUAUAUUGUAUUUGUUUUUAAAAUCUUGUCGUUUGUGGGUUGCUGAUAUCAGACUAAAUUAUUUUAACUUAUAUGAUACUUUGAACAUGUGAUUUCAUUCUGUACAGUUUUUAUUACAUAAUUAAAUAGUUUUAGCUUACCCAGUGCUAAGGAUUUUUCAUAGUUAUUUAUAAUAAGAUUGUGAUCCCUUGUUAUACCGAUCCAGGGAGCCGUUUCAUCAACGAUUUACGACUAGUUGUAAAUUACGAUUUACAUAAAAUACGUAAUUAUUGAUGAAACGGCCCCCAGAGUUAAUAAUUUUGUGGACCAAAGUCAUAAUGCCUAUCGGGGUUGUAUGCAUCUAAGUGUGAGUGUACAAAUGUACACAUAAUUAUCAAUAAAAUAUAUUGCCUGCAUAUGUUUAAAACUUGUAUGAAAAAAUGUGAAGGCAUAUACAUGUUUGCUUAUAAAAUGUUCAUUAUACACCCAUUACUGGUAAUGGGGGCUAUAUAGGAGUCACUUUGUCGGUCUGUCUGUCGGUCUGUCCGUCUGUCUGUCGGUCUGCCUGUCCCGAAAAUUUCAUCCGAUCUUCGCCAAACUUGGUCAGAAGUUGUAUCUAGAUGAUGUCUAGGUCAAGUUUGAAUAUGGGUCAUGCCGGGUCAAAAACUAGGUCACAGGGUCACUUAGUGCGUUUUAAACCAAAAGUUUGUCCGGACCAUAACUAUGUCAUUUAUCGUUAGAUUUUAAAAUGACUUGGUACAUUUGUUCACAAUCAUGGGAUGGUGUGUCACGCAAAAGAAUUACGUCGAUAUCUCCAAGGUCAAGGUCACACUUGGAGUUCAAAGGUAAAAUGCUUGUCCGAGCCAUAACUUUGUCGUUCAUUGUGAGAUUUUGAAAUCAUUCGGCACAUUUGUUCACCAUCGUUGGACGGUGUGUCGCGCGAAAGAAUUACAUCGAUAUCUCAAAAGUCAAGGUCACACUUUGAGUUCAAAGGUCAAAAAUGGCCAUAAAUGAGCUUGUCUGUGCCAUAACUAUGUCGUUCAUUGUGAGGUUUUUUAAAUCAUUUGGCACAUUUGUUCACCAUCGUUGGACAGUGUGUCGCGCGAAAGAAUUACGUCUAUAUCUCAAAGGUAAAGGUCACACUUUGAAUUCAAAGGUCGAAAAUGGCCAUAAAUGAGCUUGUCCGGGCCAUAACUAUGCUGUUCAUUGUGAGAUUUAAAAAUCAUGUGGCACAUUUGUUCACCAUCAUUGGACGGUGUGUCGUGCGAAAGAAUUACGUUGAUAUCUCCAAGGUCAUGGUCACACUUUGAGUUCAAAGGUCAAAAAUGGCCAUAAAUGAGCUUGUCCGGGCCAUAACUAUAUUGUUCAUUGUGAGAUUUAAAAAUCAUUUGGCACAUUUGUUAACCAAAAUUGGACGGUGUGUUGCACAAAAGAAUUACGUCGUCAUAUCCAAGGUCAAGGUCACACUUUGAGUUCAAAGGUCAAAAAUAGCCAUAAAUGAGCUUGUCCGGGCCAUAACUAUGUCGUUCAUUGUGAGAUUUUAAAAUCAUUUGGCACAUUUGUUCACAGUCAUUUGAACGGUGUGUCGCGCCAAAGAAUUACGUCGAUAUCUCCAAGGUCAAGGUAACACUUGGAGUUCAAAGGUCCAAAAUGGCCAUAAAUGAGCUUGUCUGGGCCAUAACUAUGUUCGUUCAUCGUGAGAUUUUAAAAUCAUUUGGCACAUUUGUUCACCAUCGUUGGACAGUGUGUCGCGCAAUAGAAUUACGUAGAUAUCUUCAAGGUCAAGGUCACACUUUGAGUUCAAAGGUCAAAAAUGGCCCUAAAUGAUUAUGCCAUAAUAAUUAUUAAAAAUCGCCAUAAAUAAGCUUCUCUUGUUUUGUGAGGACAGCAUGCAAAAUAGUCUGUGUGAAUUCAGCAUGUGGGGGUAUACGUCACGUCUGUGACAAAGCUCUAGUUUUUAGCUUACCUAAGCACAAUGUGCUUCUGGUGAGCUUUUGUGAUCACUUUUUGUCCAUCUUGCGUUGUCUGUUGUCCAUUGUGCGUCAUCAACAUUAGCUUGUUAGCACUCUACAGGCAUCAUUUAUUGUCAAAUCUUCAUGAAACUUUUUGUCCAUCAUGUGUUGUGUGUCGUCUGUCGUCCAUUGUGCAUUUUCAACAUUUAGCUUUUUAACACUCUACAGGCAUCAUAUAUAUAAAUUGUCCAAUCUUCUUGAAACUUGGUAAGAAAAUUUGUCCAAUUAAUGUCUCAGUUGAGUUCAAAAAUGGUUCUUAUCCUGUUGAAAUACAUGGGCACCAGGGGAUGCUGCAGAUUUCCUUAUAUGGCUAUUGUUAAACACUAUAAAAGUUUCAUUUUAAGUCAAAUCUGAAUGAAACUUGGUCGGAACAUUUUUUCUAAUGAUUUCUCUGGCUGAGUUGAAAAAGACAUGGCUUCCAGGGGCAGGGCAUUUUUUCUUAUAAGGCUAUAGUGAAACCUUGUUAACACUCUCUGACUCUAUAAGUCAAAUGUAUGCUCCAAUAUACAUCAAACUAACCGAGAUCAUUUUCUUUGAUGAUAAAUUGGCUGAAUUUUAAACUAUUUUCAGUUCCUUAAAAACAUGGCAACCUUGGUACAAAGCAGUUAAUUGGCAAAUCUGCAUGCAACUUGGUUAGAACAUUUGGUGUAAUGAUAUCUCAGCCGAGUUCAAAAAUAGAAAAUUUGGAUGACAAAAUGAAAUAUUUAUGUUUCCUAAAGCAAUUUCAUUAUUUGGAAGUCCUGCUUGUCAGAACACAAUGUAGUUUAGUUCCGUUGGGUCUCAGGUGAGUGCCUUUGGGCCCAUGGCCCUCUUGUUUAUUAUACCAAGCUGUCAAAGAUCGUUGGAAGUAUUAUUACUGUGUAUUAUUUUUCUACUUGGCAAUGUGGGUUAUUCUUUAAUUGCAAAAUCAUGCUCAUACUUUGUUCAGUCAUGGCUUUUCAAUUAGCUCUUCUUCAUAAGUAUGUGUGGCAAUUUUUAUUAAAGAAAUUUUACUCACCUUCUAUUGGUGAGCUCUUGUUCCUCGUGCAUUGUCAUCAUCUGCAUAUGUUUUGCCUAAUUUUUAGCUCGACUAUUAAAUAUGAAAUAUAUAUAGUGGAGCUAUCCUACUCACCCCAGCGUCUGUGUUAGCGUGCAAAUGUUAAAGUUUUUGUACUACCCCAAAUAUUUCCUAUGUCCUUUGACAUAUUGCUUUUAUAUUUUGCAUACUUCUUUACCAACAUGACCCCAAUCUAUAAACAAGAGCAGACAACUGUUUCAAGCAUUUUGACAGAAUUAUUGCCCCUUUUAUACUUAGAAUAUGCAUAUAAUUGAUAAAUCUAUGUUAAAGUUUGCGUACCACCCCAAUUAUUUCCUAUGUCCUUUGACAUAUUGCUUUUAUAUUUUGCAUACUUCUUUACCAACAUGACACCAAUCUAUAAACAAAAGCAGACAACUGUAUCAAAAAAAAAUAAAAAAUGUUUCCUUAUUUUUGAAAGAUCAUCAUUCUAUUAAAUGACCACACACCCACAUUAUUACCCCCCUCCCCCUCUCCAUGAUGGGUUACGUUAAAACUGUCAAGCACUCGAAUAGUCAAGCGCGCUGUCCUCUGACAGCUCUUGUUAUUUAACUUCAUUAAAAGAUACAUCCAAACGAUAUAAAGAAAUUGAUAUUGUUUCAUAAACUAUAUUACUUGAGUAAAUUAUUGGAAAAGCUUGAACACUUUUGAAGUCUCAUUUAUUGCACUAUGUGAAACUUGCUUUUAAGAUUUGUCCCAAUUAUAUCUGGGCCAAGAUAUAAACUGGAUCCAAUGGAACAAAAUCUUAAUCACUAGGUAAUGGAAAAAUUGACAGAAAAGCUUUUAAUAUAAUAUUAGUCAAUAUUUAUGACACAAGCUCAGUUAAUUGGUUUCAAUCAUAUCUCAUCAGAUUUCUGAUUUGGGUCUUGAGGCGUCCAAAACUUCGCGACUAAAACAUACUUUAGCAUAAGGUUAUAAACAGUCUUGUUUCUAACCUUGCAAUAAUACAUUCUCAUUGAAUAUUAUGAAAAUGCUUGCACACAUAUUUUACUACAAUAUUAAUAUGAUUUCAUCAUUCUCUUUAUUAAAAACGAAGUUGGACAUCCUAGGCACUUAUAAGCCCACUUGUUUUUACACAAAUAAAAAAGUAAAAUGCUCUUUAUGCAGAUUUGUCAAACAAUGUUUUCUUAAAAAUUUACUUUUUUCCAAAUAAUUUCAUCAAUUUAUCAUUUAUUAUAAUUAGAUCUUUGAAUUAAAAAGAGCAGUUGCUACAAAAAAGCUCCCAUUAGUAAAUAAAAUCAUUACAUUUGUUGAAGUUUACAGACUUAUUUAGAUCGAAUUUCUUUGUGAACUUCAAUGAUUUCUGCAUACAAAUAUAGUAAUUUUUGAUGAAGAGCAAUUAUGUAUUUCUUUUGUUCAAAUAUAUGAACACCAUAAAUAUUAUACAUGUUUUCAUAAAUCCAGGAGAAAAUCUUGCAUCCAGGCAUAAAUAAGUUUUGUUAAGGAAUAUAAUUUAAAAGAAACUUUUCAUUCUAAUAUAUAUACUUGAAAUAUAAUUUUAUAUAGAUUUUUUUUAUUUUAUGAUUUUAUAAUAAAACAUCUUAAGAUUUUAUAUCCAGGGGUCCAAAAAUUUUAUUAUCAUGUUUUACUGGUGACGGCACACUUUUACAUGUCUUCUGUCUUUUGUUCAUUGAAUAACCAUAUUUGCCAUCUUGGGUAUUUUGGAAGAAAUUAGUGAAAUUCAUUCGAGGUAAACUUGAAACUGAUUGUGUAUUAUCAUAAAACUAACACAUUUAGACCAUUUUGUCAUUGUAUAUCAAUUGAAUUCAUGCAAAUAAGGUCAAUAAUGGACACAGUUUGGAAAGUGUUUAGUGAAUUACCCUUGAAUAUCUGAGUUUCUCAAUGAAAAAAACCUGCAUUGUGUACCAAAUUUGUUGUAGUGAAAAUAUGGACAAAAGUAUGUUAAAAUCAAUUUUCUGUGCCACCAAAGUAAACAUAGAUUCUACUGAAAAAAAAGUGCUGUGCUCUGUGAAAAUGGGGAUUUAAUGCAUGUGAGUAAAGUGUCGUCCCAGAUUAGCCUGUGCAGUACGCACAGGCUAAUCAGGGACGAUACUUUCCGCCUUAACUUAAUUUUUGCUAAGAAGAGACUUUCUAUAAACGAAAAAUAUAAAAAAAAGUGGAAAGUGUCGUCCCUGAUUAGUCUGUGCGGACUGCACAGGCUAAUCUGGGAAGACACUUUACGCACGUGCAUUAAACCUCCUUUUCACAGAGCACGGCCAAAUUAAUUGUCUUAUAAUUGUAAAUGUCAAUAUAAAUAUGAGGGGGUGGCCAGGAUUUGUAGUAGAAUCAUAUGCAAAUGUGUGCCUGGAUCUAAGAUUUAAUCUGAAUGAAUGGCAGAACAUUCCAAUUAUAUUAUGUCCUGAUUUACGAUCAGACUGUCUUUAUUUAUCUUAAAAUCUGGGACUGUGCUGAGCUGGAGCUUGUGAAAGUGAUAACAACAUAAUUACAUUAUCACAAGUGUUUAUACCACUUUGAGUAAUUUGGAACUGGGCUUUAUUAGUAAUAAAAUGCAUUUUUUGUGGUAAAAACGAAGUAAAUGUACUGUUUACACAUGUUUUUUGUAUUCAUCAUUCCAAAUGUCAAGGUGCUUGCUUUUUUGUAUUAAUUUAUUUUUCUUUUAUUUAUUGUAUUUUUCGACAUUCUCUAUGUAUAAAACAAAUUGUAACUUGCACAAACUGUCUCAUGUUUAAUCAAUCAAUAGGCUGACUUUAGUUUAAUAAAUGACUUAAUUUCUGAAUGGUGCAAUUAUUGUAUACAUGUAGAUCUACUGUAUUGAAAAGUUGUAUUUUUCUUUAAUUUUGAUUUGUAUACACUAAGCGCAAUUCUAGGGUAAUUUUAUAAUAAUCAUGAAAUUGUUGUGUUUGUUUGUUUUUUGCUCGAAAUUUCAGUAGUAUUUUCUUAGGUUUUAUUAUGAAGCAUAAUGAAAAUUAUAAACUGCAUAUAAUUCGUAUUUAUUUUUAGGGCUCAUUGUAAAUAUAUUAUUUGUUUAGCUCAAUAUGUUUUACAUGCUUGAUCGUCAAACUAUAGAGUACUGUAAUUAUUGUGUUUACCUGCAUCAUAAAUAUUAGUUACUACAUUUGAACACUCUGAUUAAAGACCAGGUCAAUUUUAAUUGUCAGCGCAAAAUUUCAUAUCGUCUCAUGUUUGUGAAUGCAUGUGCGUUAAUUGUCGUCCCAGAUUUAACGUACAGUCCGCACAGGCUAAUAAGGGACGACUCUUUUCCACCUAAACUGGAUUUUGGCAAAGGAGAGACUUCCCUGAAACGUAAAUACAAUACAAUCGGAAAAGUGUCGUGCCUGAUUAGCCUGGGAGGACUGCACAGGCUAAUCUGGGUUGACACUUCAAGCACACGCAUUAAGUCCGGUUUACUCAGAACGAGGCUGCAACUUUUAGGUUAUUAUACUUGUGAAACACUUGUACAAACCAAAACUAGUAAAAAUAUUGGAUACAACUCUAGCGCGUAAUUUACGAUAAUUAUGUUAACAAGUGGCGGUCACUGUUGUCGAGCUUUAAGUUUGUUCAUUUGGUGAAAUUGAUUUCAGUGGUUGUGCAUGUACAUUUUUGGACACAAUAGUUAUGUUAUCAAAGAGCAUUAUGUUGCACAGUGAAUUAUUAGCAUCUAUCAAUUAUGUAUGAAAAUGCGUAAAUAUGCUUUAUCAGACAAUGUUGUAUUAGGACAACUUCAUAAGAAAAGAAAAUUAAUGCAAUAUGUGCAUUAAAUGGCUUGUUCUUGUAUGCCGGUAUAUGAUAAGCUAAACAGAAACAAGAUUUUUAAUAGAAGUGGACGCUGUAAUUACAGAAUGCUUUGUUGUGUAAAAGCUGUGUUAGUUACUAUGUAUUUAGUGUAUAGCAUUUAGAGAUCCCGUAAUAACUAUGCGUUAUAUGGAGAUUACGUGAAAGCUUUCAUUACAUGAGCCUUGUUCUGAGAAAACUGGGCAUAAUGCAUGUGCGUAAAGUGUCAUCCCAGAUUAGCCUGUGUAGUCUGCACAGGCUAAUCAGGGACGACACUUUGCGCCUGAACUUGAUUUUCGGUAAGGAGGGACUUCCGUGGAACUAAAAAUACCAUAAAAGCGGAAAGUGUCGUCCCUGAUUAGCCUGUGCGGACUGCACAGGCUAAUCUGGGACGACACUUAACUGCGCAUGCAUUAAGCCCAGUUUUCUCAGAACGCAGCUCAUAUAGUUAGAUUAUUUGAAAAGCGUGUUAAAUGUUAGAUCUUGUUUAAAGUGAAGAAAAGUAUGCAUUUUAGAGUUGUCAUCCACUAAUAAGAAAAAAACAGACAUCAUUCAUACUAGCUAGUUUUAUAUCUUAAUCAGAUGGUAUUGUAAAUAAUGACAUACUGAAUAUCUUAUAUUGACAAUCGCAGGGUUUUCGAAAGACCGUUAAAAUGCCGAUAAAAACAACUUGAAAAAGCCAAGUUUUAUAAGUUUACACUAUAGUUCGGAUUGUAAAUGCGUAGUAUGUUUUGUGGUAAUGUUUGAAUCGAAAUAAUGAUGUUGUAUUAUUCGUGUAUUUUUUGUUGAUGAACCACAUAUUUUCGUUUUGAUGCAAACCCCAGUGAUAGAUUUCUACGUUUCUGAACUUCUUUGCGUUUUUUAGUUAAUGGUUAACAACUGAAAGCGAGCAUUAUUUACUCAAAGUAUUAAUGAAAAAAAUCUCGUGUAAGCAGACUUGGUGCAGUAGAUUUAAAUCUUAGUGGUUUUGUGUUGUUUCAGUUAACAUACGAUGUAAAUCAAAUUUUACUUUGUCAUAUCAUCGUUUUUAGUAUUUUUAUAGAAUACUUGUCGAUCAGUUUCAUAUCAUUACGUUAAGCGAUGUGAUUGGUUGAAAUUUCUGUACAAUAAAUCGUACAAUCAAA